This is a messenger RNA of Hemicordylus capensis (graceful crag lizard), 3999 nucleotides long. RefSeq names its product neurensin 1 (gene NRSN1). Gene Ontology annotation, cellular component: transport vesicle; neuronal cell body; neuron projection. Gene Ontology annotation, biological process: nervous system development. NCBI's taxonomy places the organism in Eukaryota, Metazoa, Chordata, Lepidosauria, Squamata, Cordylidae. The coding region runs from base 191 to 781 and encodes 196 amino acids. The record is from RefSeq and is a predicted model, not a curated record. The transcript has 3 exons.
CGGCGUAGGGCGGCUCUCAGUGCGCAGGCACGGCUCGAGCCAGGCUCCUCCAGGGGUGUAAAUAAUACGCGGCGUCUGAGGCUGCAGCAGCUUAGAGGAGAGAUGGGAACCGAGCGAGAGAUUUGCAGCUAACCCGGCUGCAUUUGCUCACCCGGCAAGGAAGGUUCAGGAGGCGGAUCAGAUAAGAAGGAUGAGUGCAUAUGCUGACAUCUGUGGAUCCAAGCAGGCACAGCAGGGUACCAGCAAGGGGGGCUACCAGCGCUAUGGAGUUCGCUCUUACCUGCAUCAGUUUUAUGAAGACUGCACAGCAUCCAUUUGGGAGUAUGAGGAUGAUUUUCAGAUCCAGAGAUCACCCAGCAGGUGGAGCUCUGCAUUCUGGAAGGUCGGACUCAUCUCUGGGAUGAUGUUUAUGCUGAUAGGGAUAAUAGUUCUUGUAGUAGGUUUUCUUGUAUCCCCAAAAAUUGAAGCCCUGGGAGUAGAAGAUUUUGUUGUGGUGGAUACCCAUGCUGUUCAAUUUAACCGGGCCCUUGACAUCUGUAAGUUGGCAGGAGCAAUACUGUUUUGCCUCGGAGGGACCACGAUGGCAGCCUGUUUGCUGAUGUCUGCAUUUGCGAAAAGCUACUCCAAAGAAGAAAAGUACCUACAGCAGAAAUUCAAAGAGAGAAUAGCAGACAUAAAAGCUCAUGCACACCCGGUCACAAAAGCCCCAGCACCUGGAGAAUCCAAGAUACCUGUUACUUUGUCCAAAGUUCAAAAUGUCCAGCCCUUAUCUGAAACCUGAUGGUUCCCUUUUCCUAACUCACCCACCAUAUGGAUUAGGAAAGAUUGGCUUUGGCUAGUGUAUCUGUGUUUGCAGUGCAGCACCACUGCCUUCUUCAUCCAGUAGGGAGAAAGGAGCAGAUUGAAAAACUGGUCUGGUAAGAAUGUAGAAGUGGCAGAAAGGUUCACCCAUUCGUGGUCUGAACAAAGCAUGAAUAUGCUUACCACGUAUGAGUUGGGUUAUAUAGGGUGUACUGAACAAAUUUUUACCCACAAGGCCCUGAAAAACACAAUUAGAUUUUCCCCCACUUCGUCACACACUUUGUUGUUUCCAUAUAAUGGACAUAUUUUAAUGUGGAAGCUUAAGUUAUGCUCUGUUCAAGAACGAUAGCCAAAAUCCAACAAAGCUCUGUAUGAGUGCAUGUUGGAGACCCGCUCAAGCACCUGGAAGUUUCUUCGCAGUUUCCACUGCACCUGCUUGUAUUGCUGCAGAGGCAAGCCACACUGUGAACCAAAAAGCAGCUUGUCUCUUCAGCAGUGCAACCUGCUGUGGUGGAAAUAGCAAUGAAACCUCCAGUUGCAGUGUUCUCCACAUGCUCAAAUAGCUUUCUUGGAUUGCAGAGAAAACCUUUAUCUGUUUAGCCCUAUUCAGACAUUACAUUGUACAUGUAUUCAGAUGUUUGUACACAUGUACUACUUUUGGUGUGAAUGACUGCACAUGGAUUCAUUUUAAAAGUGAACCUGGGUGUAGGCCUCUCAAGUGCAGGGUACAGAGAGGAAGUAUACUGCUGUACAUGCAUUGAACAUAGUGUGUGAAUAACUGUAUUUGCGUUCAAGAUCUGUAUGCAUACGGUGUGCACAAAUUGUGUGUCUGUUGAACAUAAGAUGUGAAUAGGGCUUUUGUUUCUUGUGAAUAUAAAUGGCCGUCAUCCACUUGGUAUUCCAUAAGUUUCCAGUCUUGUUGCAGAAGAGCUAUAUCCAACUCUUCUUUUUAAAGGAAUCCAUUACUUUUUGUGAUCAGAAGAACAGCGGCAAAGUUUCCUUUGAAGUCUAAGUUUCUUUUGGAUUUCACCCAUUCAUAUAGCAUUAUUCCCUAAUUACCAAAAGAUGUGCUUCUCAGUGAUAAGCUGUGAGGAAACAUUUACCACUUAGAGGUCCACAUUGACUCCCUCAGCAACCCCUUUUGAUGUGUGUGUGUGUGUGUGUGCGCGCGCAGCUGCAAAAGUGCCAACAGGUGCCCUGCUAAUUGGGCAAAAAGGCACCCUUUAAAGUGGUGGAGGGAGGAACUAAUUGUCCCUAUUCAAUCCAGUCCUCCAGUAGCUGGGCUCCUUUCUAGUUUGUGAGCUCUUAUGGGAUAAGGAACCAUCUUCUUUUCUUUUGCUAUGUGACUUUGAGAAUCUGCUUGUUGAAAAGCAGUAUAAAGAUAUUCUAAAUAAUAGGAAUGUGCCAAAACGCAAUUCAGUGUCUGAAUCUCAGGCACAUCCCUUUAAACCCAAGGGCUUACACAGCCAGGGGCGGAGCCACCAUUCUGCGAAAGGGUUCAAAGAAAUCAGACCGCCAAUGAAAAAGGUCAACAAAGCCCACAGGGGGAGGGGCACAGCUCAGGUGCCGGAAAAUCCCUGAGUGAACUCUCCCCCACCCACACCUGGGCUCCGGAGAGCCCCGAGAAAGCUCUCCUCAAUCCAUUUCAGGCAGCGUUUGCUGCUUGACAGCCUUUAUUUUCCUUUUCCUCCCUCCAGCAAUGGAGAAAAAGAUAAAUAAAUGCUGUCAGGGAGCAAGCGCUGCCUGGAAUGGAUGGGGGAGAGCUUGCUUGGGCUAUUCCAAGCCUGGGCCGUGCCCCCUUCACAUGUGACAUAAUGCGCAUGGGGGUGUGGCUUGGGCUCCCUCGCUGGAGGGAGAGAAAGGGAAAUAGAGGCUGUCAGGCAGCAAAUGCUGCCUGAAAUGGAUGUGGGGAGCUUGCUCGGGGUCUCUGGAGCCCAAGCCACACCCCUGUGCAAGUGACAUCCCGCGUGACAUCACUAGAGGGGCCACCAGGCAGGGCCAGACACAGGCCACCAUUCAGCUGGCUUUGUGCCUUUACACAACCCCUUUAACAUGGAGGGGAGCAGGUCCCUACCUGCUCCUCCUCAGUUGGCCUCCAUUGCCGUAAACCUGGUGCUACCACAGCUAUGUCUGAGUGCUGGUGGGAUGUCUCCUAGGUGCCCUGCGCAAUGCCAGCACACACAUAGCCACCGUGCAUGCACAGAGGCCAUGUACAGGACGGCGUCGCAAAGGGGCAGCUGGGAGAUGCCACACUGGCGCUUGAGCAUAGCUGGGGGGGAGCCCCAGGAUUAUGGCAAUGGCGGUGAUUGGAAUAGGAGCAGGUAUGGACCUGCUCCCCACCAUGUUAAAGGGGCUGUGUAAGCCCUCAGGUGUAAAGGAAUGUGUGUGAUUCAGACACCAAAUCGUGUUUAGAGCACAUCACUACUUCAUAAUAAAAAUAUGUUUUUCAAGAAAAUGAAUACCAGGUUUCUGCCAUUCUGAUCUCAAGUCCACCUUUGGGACUAAUGUGAACUAUUAUUUCUUGUUUGUUUUGCCAGAGUAUGUUUUUGCACCAGAACAGGAUAGUCCAGUCCACACUCUACAGCCCAAUCCCAUGCCUCAGCCUUCAUGUAUCCAGAGCUCUUGAUCAUAGGGAGGCUCUUCCAUUCACUUCAGUGGGGGGAAGCAAAUGUGCACACAGAAGAACGUGUGCGUAGAUCUGCUUCCUUCACUAAAGAGAGCAUCAGAACUCUCUUGCCUGCAGCAAGUUUCUUGAUUGAGAAAAGUACAAAAUCCUUGGCAGCUUUAAGCUUUAUAUAAAGGCUCUUGCCCAGUUCCCAUUGACUUGCACAGGAAAGGUUCCUCCUAGAUCACACCCAUUGUUUUUGAAAUCUUAGGUAUUCUUCCUUCUCUACACUUGGUCACCUGACCUCGAAACAAACUAUCAAAUGUUACGCUUCUAUUUUUCUAGAUAAUAGAGAAAGCUAUCAUUAAUCAGAAUACAGCUCUGUAAAUGCUUACUUGUGGAUUUGUCCUUUCACUAAAGGUACAAAUCAUCUUUGUCUCAAAAGGCACAGUUAUCCUCUUAUCUCUGAAAAUCAAUGGCUCAGAAACAAAGCUGUGUAAAGAGAUGUAAACUUUGUAUUCUUUGACAAUAUGUGCCCACCUUAUAGUUCUGUCUAUUUUUUUGAAUGGAUGAAAUAAAAUUAUUAAGAACUG